AUGUACGAUCCUCAUAUGCAACACUCGCAACCGCUACCACCACCUCCAUCGUCUCAGACCAUGGCUCCCCGACGACGCACCGACGACGACGACGAGUCGGAAGACAAGCUCAGCUAUCUGCCUGGCUCUGGGCCGAGCAUGCCCGACUACGGCUAUGAUUACCCGCCCCCGCCCGGAUUUGUCACUGCGUUCUGGAAUCCGUACGAGGUUAAGCACCGCCGCCGCACCUCGCGUGCCCAGCUCUCUGUGCUCGAGCGCGAGUUCGAGACCGACCCCAAGCCCAAUGCCGACAAGCGCCGGUCGCUGGCCGCCCAAUUGAACAUGACACCGCGUGCGAUCCAGGUAUGGUUCCAAAACAGGCGUGCAAAGAUCAAGGCUAUUAAGAACAAGAUUCCCGGUGGUCGAGGUAUGCCCAAGCUCAAGCCUGGCGAACGUGCUGCUGCUAGAGCCAGCCGGGCUGCGAGCACCUCGGCCACGGAGACUGGGCCACACUCUCCGAGCGAAGACAAGUCGGACGAGAACGGGAACGAUGCAUGGGUACACCUCUCGCCCGACGAGUCUCCCAUGUCCAGCCCUGGCGAACAGAACUUCCCGCCUGAAAAGCCCCAAUUUACCAUAUCGGUCCCGACCAACCAAGACCAGUCGCUCUCUGACCCUCCGAGCCCCUCCUUCCCAGCUGUGCCUGGCCCUGAUACCCUCGCUCCACCCUCGGCUGCCGCCAUGCUUCGACGUGGCUCUGCUCCAGCCCCGCUACAGGGCAUUCAUCGCGCACGCUACAGUGUCUUUAACAAUACGCGCCCAGUCAACGGCAACGAACUCGAGGUGGCCAUCCCCCCGUGUCGCCUAUUUCUCCACCCGACCACGAGGUUGCGCCUCUGCGUCGUCCAGCAGUCGGUCUCGGUCGUCGCCCUUCGCUCCCAGACUCGCACCUCCGUCUCCCGGCGCAUCCUUACUACCCACACGCUGGACAAGAGCAAGAGUCUCAAUCCCAGUACCCGCCGUUACCGACCAUGCUCCCACCGGCCCCGACCGUCGGGUCGUCCAGGAUGUACAGGACACUCCCCCAGGAAUGGGUGCUGUCCCGGCCGCACACGAUCUCCCCACCCAGCUUCCUGCUCGCCCGUCUACCACAUCCACAUGGACUCCCAGCGUCCGUUUGCUGUGCCCGUCGCCGGCCCGCUCCCCGCAGCCGACUUUUCCUUUGGUGCACCCGAACCGGGCCACGGCGACGCGUUCAAUCGUGUCAUCAGCGAGGACCCUAGCGCCGGAGACUUUGGAAACCAGGAAUUCAAUCAUUCUCAAGAGUUCAACGACUUUGUUGCCGGUUCUCAAAUGUGGGAUGCUAGGACCCGAUUUGGAAGUAUGGCUUCCAUUGCCUCUGAUGUUACCGGCGUCUCGAUAUCGAGUACCCAGGCAACGAGCGUCAGCGGUGGCUUGGGCACGGCUACAUUCAACAACAAUAAUAACAACGCCGCCGAAUGUUCGCCCAAUGACGGAUUCUACGGCUAUCCCAAUGGCUUUCAGCCUGACCUUCGUCGUGCGAGUUGCCCCGGAGAAUUCCUACACCAAUUCUCAGGAAUGGGCGUCACGUCUGACUCUUCCGCUCCUGUUCGACCGUCUCCACUCGGCCGUAGUCUCACCAUCGCGCCUGAUUCCCGCGGGUUGACCAUGGUGAACGAAGCCAAGUCUCUCAGGAGCCCGACUUUCCCACCCGGACAUGUGGACCCCACGUAUCCUCCCCCGCAACCUGGACAUGCCCAAGACCAGGACGACGGGCAGCAAGCGAUGGUUUCGCCGACGGGCCAACCCAUGAUCUUGCCCAACGGCCAACAACAAAUGGUGUCUUCCCCUUCGAAUCAACCUUUGAUUUCGCCUACGAACCAGACGAUGAUGUCACCGUCUAACCAGCCGAUGCUGUCGCCCUCGAACCAGUCCAUGCUCACCCCCUCGAACCCGAAUCAGUCGAUGAUGUCUCAGCAGCACCUCGCCCAAACCAAUCUCUCGCCGUCCCAGCGAUCGCUUGUUGGAGGUGGAUUCGGACAGAGCACGGGGUACGAGGCGCAGUGUGGGUAUUUGGAUCAGAAUACUGCGUACGGCGAUGGAUCGCAGGGCGCGUAUGCGGACCAGAACGGUGGAUAUCUGGCUGAUCAGAAUGGAGGAUACUCCAACGACCAGAAUACGGGAUAUCCAGCCGGCCAAGGGUACGACUCGCAACCCCAGCCCUACAUCCAUACUCCCCCGAGCUUCGAGGCUUCCCCACGAUGA
Molecule: messenger RNA, 2265 nt
Organism: Rhizoctonia solani
Lineage: Eukaryota; Fungi; Basidiomycota; Agaricomycetes; Cantharellales; Ceratobasidiaceae
Product: homeobox domain protein
Exons: 5
Coding region: 1-2265 (754 amino acids)
Biological process (GO): cell differentiation; regulation of transcription by RNA polymerase II
Molecular function (GO): DNA-binding transcription factor activity, RNA polymerase II-specific; RNA polymerase II cis-regulatory region sequence-specific DNA binding
Source: RefSeq, a predicted model, not a curated record